GGCCGGGGCGCACUCACUCGAGCGGGCGGGCACGGGAGCGCGGCGCGGUGUUCCGACGCUGCCCUCUCCCUCAGGACCAUGGACGCUGCUUACCUCUUCCUGCUCCUGCUGCCUGUAGGCCUGCUGGCUCAAGGCCAGUACGACCUGGACUCGCUGCCCCCGUUCCCGGAACAUGUCCAGUACACCCACUACAGCGACCAGAUCGACGGCACAGACUACUACGAUUACCAAGACCCCUUGCCGCCCAAUGCAGAAGUGAGCUCCCGGCCCCCAGAGGAGCAGCUCCAGUUCCAGUCCCAGCAGCAAGUCCAACAGGAAGUCAUCCCAGCCCCUACCCCAGAACUGCCGGAGCCAGGGAACGCAGAGACGGAACCCACGGAGCCUGGGCCUCUUGACUGCCGUGAGGAGCAGUACCCGUGCACCCGCCUCUACUCCAUCCACAAGCCUUGCAAACAGUGCCUCAACGAGGUCUGCUUCUACAGCCUCCGCCGUGUGUAUGUGGUCAACAAGGAGAUCUGUGUCCGCACCGUGUGCGCCCACGAGGAGCUGCUCCGAGCGGACCUGUGCCGGGACAAGUUCUCCAAGUGCGGCGUGAUGGCCGUCAGCGGCCUGUGCCAGUCUGUGGUGGCCUCCUGCGCCAGGAGCUGUGGGGGCUGCUAGGGGGAGCCGUGCGGGCGUCGUGAGCCCCCAGGGCUCUGCCGCAGGCCCUGCCUGACUUGGUGCUUCUCCCUCCCCCCAACGCCUCCUCUUCUGUGCAGUGGCUCAGCGAGGGGGUGGGGGCCUGUCGUGGUGCUCCAGGACCCUCCCCAGCCCGUGGUCACCCCAGUGAGAGCCCCCACUUCUUAGUCCCCGGUUGGGGAGCACCCAGCGUCUCAGUGAGGCCUGGGCUCCGAUGUGCCUUCUCACCCCCACAGAGGGCAGUCGCCCUCUUUACAGCCCCCCCAAAGGCAGCCAUGCCCCUCACCCCAGCUGGCCUGCUUGGAUUUGCUACAGCGCCCGGGCAUGGACCACCAUGUUUUAUACAAAAUUAAAACGUUUUUACAAGA
This is a messenger RNA of Perognathus longimembris pacificus (Pacific pocket mouse), 1046 nucleotides long. RefSeq names its product microfibril associated protein 2 (gene Mfap2). Gene Ontology annotation, biological process: embryonic eye morphogenesis. Bases 79 to 660 code for a protein of 193 amino acids. The record is from RefSeq and is a predicted model, not a curated record. Gene Ontology annotation, cellular component: microfibril. The transcript has 9 exons. NCBI's taxonomy places the organism in Eukaryota, Metazoa, Chordata, Mammalia, Rodentia, Heteromyidae.